Messenger RNA from Ilex paraguariensis (yerba mate), 2507 nucleotides. NCBI's taxonomy places the organism in Eukaryota, Viridiplantae, Streptophyta, Magnoliopsida, Aquifoliales, Aquifoliaceae. The record is from the annotation of a GenBank genome assembly.
AUGCAAGAAAUGUUUGGAUCAGUCCGACGAUCACUGGUGUUCCGUACACCCGACAGUGGUGGCGGUGGUGACGAAGGCACCGUCGGAACCCUAGUCGACAAGAUCAAUUCAUGCAUCCGCAAGUCAAUAGUCUUCUCCAAGCCCUCGCCACAAUCACUGCCUCCAACUACCAAGGACAGUGCGCCACCACCACCGUCAAUUCGGUGGCGGAAAGGCGAACUGAUCGGUUGCGGUGCAUUCGGCCAAGUCUACAUGGGAAUGAAUCUCGAUUCCGGAGAGCUUCUUGCCGUUAAACAAGUUUUGAUUGCAAACAGUGCCUCCAAGGAAAAAGCACAGGCACACAUUCGUGAGCUUGAGGAAGAAGUUAAGCUUCUUAAGAAUCUUUCUCAUCCCAAUAUUGUUAGAUAUUUGGGAACUGUGAGAGAAGAGGAAACUUUGAAUAUUCUUUUGGAAUUCGUACCUGGGGGAUCUAUAUCAUCACUGUUAGGGAAGUUUGGAUCUUUCCCCGAAGCAGUUGUAAGAAUGUACACAAAGCAAUUGUUAUGGGGGCUGGAUUAUCUUCACAAGAAUGGAAUUAUGCACAGGGAUAUUAAAGGGGCAAACAUCCUUGUUGAUAAUAAAGGAUGCAUUAAACUUGCGGAUUUUGGUGCAUCCAAACAGGUUGUUGAGCUGGCUACUGUUACAGGUGCUAAGUCUAUGAAAGGUACACCAUAUUGGAUGGCUCCUGAAGUCAUUCUCCAGACUGGUCAUAGAUUACUUGAUAGGAUGUCGGAUGUCCUUGAGGGUACCAAUUGCAUUCACUAUGUGCCAUGCUCUGCUGAUAUAUGGAGCGUUGGAUGUACGGUAAUUGAGAUGGCUACGGGCAAGCCCCCCUGGAGCCAGCAGUACCAAGAGGUGGCAGCUCUCUUCCAUAUUGGGACGACAAAGGCUCAUCCACCAAUCCCAGAGCAUCUCUCUGCUGAGGCAAAAGAUUUUCUGCUGAAAUGCUUAAAAAAGGAACCAGAGUUAAGGCCACCUGCAUGUGAGUUGCUGCAGCAUCCUUUUGUUACUGGGGAAUCCAUGCAGUGUCCUGCUAUUGUUCAUGCUUCUCCCAUGGAAAAUUAUGAAAUCCCUCUCUUUUCACAUGGGAGAAAUUCGGAAAAUAUCACUGACUCGAUGGAUGUCUGUAAUUUGGGUACUCUGAAUUUUUCAACUGUAAAUUCCGAGAAAUUGUCAGAGAGCAGAUAUAUUGGGGGAGCAAACAACAGUGACGAUGAUAUGUGUCAGAUUGAUGAUGAAGAUGAUUUUAUGGUGGGUGCAGAAGCGGAACGCAGUUCUGUCUUGAUCCCGGACGAGUUCAGUAAGAUUGUCAAUAGACCUGUUGGUACAUGUGGAUCAUCUGGAAAAGAUGGUGAUGAUUUCUCCUUUAAUGGUGGGCGAUCACUAUCUGAGGAUGAUGAUGAGGUUACUGAAUCCAAAAUUAGGGCCUUUCUGGAUGAAAAGGUAAUUUUAGUUGUUUGGCUUUUCAAUUGAGUGGAAAUGAACAAUCACUAGGUGUUAGCUUCUUAAUUUGAGAUUGCAGUGAACUGUUAUGUUUUUCUCAUUCUUGCCACUAUCUCAGGCUCUAGAACUAAAGAAACUGCAGACGCCUUUAUAUGAAGAAUUCUACAAUAGUUUAAAUGCUUCUUACGCAACAGAUUUUACUGAGACCACAUGUGAUGACAGUGCUCCAAAGUACUUGAAAUUACCUCCUAAAAGUAGGUCACCCAAUCGGGCUCCAAUUGGCACUCCGUCUCCAUCAGUUGAUGCUUUAACUAGUGCUAGCCCUGGGAGUAGUGGGAGACGCAUCUCAAUUAUUGGCAGUGCAAGUAAUCAGAGUCCAGAUGAUAUUUCAUCCCCUCAGCAUAAUGAUCAGAAAAGGCUUCUAGUUGAUGCUCAACAGGAACCAAGAAGCUCAAGCAAGAGCUUUUUUGAGAUACAGAGGAAGUGGAAAGAGGAGCUAGACCAAGAGCUAGAGAAAAAGCGAGAGAUGAUGCGUCAAACAGCUGUCGGAGGAAAAACAUCAUCCCCAAAGGAUCGAGCUUUGAACCGGCAGAGAGAGAGGUCAAGGUUUGCAUCUCCAGGGAAAUGACAGUGUAUGUAGCUGCACUAAUGGUGAAAAGGAUACCUGGUGGAGCCGACUGGCCAGUUUCGCUUGAAAAUACAUUGUCACACCCUCCACUAGAUUACUCAUGUGCGUCAUUGUAUGUUCUUUGAAAGGCCAAGCUAGUGUGUAUGCCGCUGUGCCACACAAACACGCAUUUUUGAAAGUAAGUUUGAAUAUGCAUAGUUCUUUUUUUCUUUUUUGGGGUGUUGGAGGGUUUGGUUUUCGAUAUAUGAUCUUGAGUUGUGUUCAGUGCAUAAAGUCUGUAUUUCCUCAUGUAAAAUAAUCAUUUCCCACUUGUUUCCUGUAACUUUUUUUUUUGGGUCAGUAUUAGUUUCCUGUAAUUGUGCAUUUCAAUUGAGGGUUACUUUUAGUUCUUUAUGGA